Molecule: messenger RNA, 6743 nt
Organism: Linum trigynum
Lineage: Eukaryota; Viridiplantae; Streptophyta; Magnoliopsida; Malpighiales; Linaceae
Source: the annotation of a GenBank genome assembly
UUAAAAGUAAAUUUGAAGAUAAAAUAAGAUACCUGUACGUAUUUUUACAUAACUUUCAUGUACCAUAUUUUACUAACUAUGGCACUUGUUGGCUACACACUUCAGCGAACCAGCCCAACGUCUUGUAUUUUGAAAUUAUUUUACCAAAUAUAGUAUAGCAGGAAUUUUUUUAUAGUGGCUUAAUCAUGUAUUCUGAAAAGAAAAAAAUACCAAAUCUGUGGACUCCUUUCCUUCUUGGAGAACUGAUCAGGUAUAGCAUAUUGGAACGACGUAUGAUGAUACUAUUAUCACAUAUAUCAAUAGUCGAAGGCAGUAGCGGAGGAUGCGAGUCGGUUCAUGGAUUGGUUUUCGAUUUUUUUGUUUGCCACUCAAUUCGUAUAUCUAGGUUUUGAUAAUAUCAUGUCCUAACUCAUUCACUAAUAUCAGAACGUGCAUGUGUAACAAAUAAAAAGUAUAUGAAAUCGAACCAAAAUCUUGAAAUUAAGAUAAAAAUGAGAAACAAAUUACAAAAUGAAGGUAAAAAUCGGCAUACGUACCUCAUAUAAUAUUAUGCACCAAUGGGGCAAUUAAGUUUGACCAAGGAGUGGAAUCUGGAUCAUUAUUCCAAAGAUAAAAGUCUGCUCACACGACAUGACACUAAUAGCUUUCAAAGCGAGUGCAGCAAAUCAUCAGUGGCUGGUGGUGAUUGUUUGAUGGGUGCAUAUGGUUUAAUUAAGGGUUAAUAUUUUAGUUUGGUCCGAACUAUACAUAAAUUUUCUAUUUUGGCACGUGGUUUCGGAAAUUGCUUUUCUGGCAUGAACUAUGUAUCAUACUUCCUUAUUUGGCCCGAAGGCAGGUUUGACCGUUAAAUUGGACGGUCAACAGAGUUGACCGUUAGUCAAUGGCCAGCUCACUUGGCCACAUCAGCGAGCAGAAAAUAAAAUAUUGAUUUUUUUUAAUUUCUAAAUUUUUAUAAGGAAGGAAAUAAAAAAAUUAUAUUUAUUAUUAUUAUAAGAAAGGAAAAAAAAAUACAGAAAUUCAGAAGAGCAAUUUUCAAAACCACAGGCUAAAGUAGAAAGUUUGUGUAUAAUUCGGGUCAAAUUAAGGUAUUAAUCCUUUAAUUAAACAUGAACCAAAAGUAGUGUGGGUUGGGUUCGAUUUAUUUACUCGGUUUCAAUAUCUAAACCUAUAACCGACCCAGGACCCACUGGUUUCUCACUUCAACCCCCCACAAACAAAUAUUAGUUUUGGCUGAUUUUCCAGCCGAUUGGUUCGGGUCUUGGGUAACUUUGGUCAACCCAACUAGCUCGGUUCCUCCUUUGACCUCUCUAAUUUAUUCGAAACUCGUGAUUCUCGACUCUUUGGAAUACCCAUUUUGUAGUAUUUCUUUUUAAGAAACAGGUCCACUUUUUUGUUAACUAUGAAUAUGCUCAUUUCCCCCCACCAUAAUUGUACAUUAAGUAAUGUCCAGUAGAGAUAACAAUUAUUAUAUUUUUAAAUAUGAAAUCCUCACCUCACGGUGUAGAGCUAGCUAGCUGCAUCCUUAUACUACAAUUAGAACUCUUUGGCUAAUUUAUUCAGAAUCCUUUCACUCCCCUACUUAAGUUGGCCCCCUGCUUGUUCAAUACACGAAUUAUAGUAAGUAGCUUCAUCUAUCGUGAACAACCAUUCCUACUGGAUCAGACAAGUAACUAGUCUUCUUUGCUUGAGAGGGAAAACAAAUGUUUAUCGUCGCAAAAGGAUUAGUACUUCAUUUGCCAAUGAGUCAUGCGUUUAACUCGCUCUCUUCCCAUGAACAACACAUGAUUUGGCCCUCUUAAAUUAUUGUUUGAAUAAAGCUAAUUAAUUGUAGACUGAAAGAAUCAUUAAACAUAGAAAUUUUUUUAAAUUCAAAGAACUUGAUUGAUCUAGUUUGAAAGCACAUAAGUGUGAAAGUUAAACGAGGUUAUAAAAUCUUUGACAUACAAAUUCAAAAGUUGAAAAACUCAAUUUACCUAAUUUAAAAGCACAGGACUUAUAAAAGAAAAUGUAGAAUUUAAAGGAUUAAAUUGACUAUUUAGUGAAAUAAAAGAAAUGAGUUUAAAAAUGAUUGUCGUUGGGUAAGAAAAUUGUUCACAAUAUUAUUCAGAAAAAAUUAAGGGUUGAAUAAAAGUAGGCGAAGUUGAAUCGGGAAAGUUGUUGAAAUCAUGGUUUAAUCGUGGUUCAAUUAUUUUAUAUCGCUUACUAGUUGUCGCUUAUGCUAGUAGGUUUUUCUGGUCGAACUGCUAGUAUGGUAUGAUUUUUCAAUCCUUGGAGAAAAAUUAUUUUAUAAAUAAUGUUUUCAAAACGUACAAAGUUUUGUAUGUAAUUUCAAAAUUCUCGUGGGGGUUGUGUUUCAGGGCCUCCGAGGGUCCACCUAGCUCAGCCACCUGGAUGAUCUCCUGUAGAGUGCAGUGUUGUAACUGAGUUUUGACACUGAGCUGUAAACUUGGGGUCUCUCUUCUUUUCUUUGGCUUUGUUGCUUGCUUCCAACCUACGAUAAGUUACAAUACUCAUAGCCCCUAUUGUUUCGUUAGUUAUAUUUUUGUAGAGGAAUUUUUACAAUGAUUUAAAGCAUUGGUGCUUUAGUUUUUACCUUUAUGCUACAACUUGAAGUUGUACUUUUAACGUUAUGGUACAACUUCAGGGUGUACCUAAAUUCUUUUGUAAAGUCCCUUUAUGGUACAAACUAAAGUUGUACCAUUAUGGUAUGGUACAACUUGAAUUUGUACCAUAAAAUAAAUGUCAAAUUCCUUUAUGGUACAAGUUCAAUUUGUACCAUUAUUGUUAUGGUAAAACUUCAAGUUGUACUUUGAAAUACCAAUACUUUAAAACAUUGGAGAAGUGCUCAUUUUUGAAAUGCAUGUAUGCACUAAUUCACACAUGGAAUUUGUAGGUAAUAGUUGGUUAUGACUGACAGGAUCGAAUAUUGUAGUAUAGCGCAAAGUUGUGAUGUAUUAGAGUAUCUAAUGCAUUGAUCGAAUGAUAAUACCGCCCAAAACGUAACACAAAAAGACUCGAGCCAUUCCCCUAAUUGAUAACACCUAAAUUGGUGCAAUUUAUCCUUCAUAUAUAGGUUUUUUUUUGCUAAUUCAUGUGCAUAAUCGGAAGAAUAUCAUCAAUUUCAUACUAUUUUGUUCUUAUUUGAUUAGGUCGUGAUUAUAGGGUACUUUAGACGCUACAUGUGAAUUAGGCACGAAAAAUGGCACGAGUGUAGUGAAAUGGGAAGGAAGCUGAUGAUCACAGUCUGGAAGGGAAAGAUCUAGGAGGAGACAACAUACCGCAAAGAAGGAGAGAUGAUCACGACCUAAGGACCCUAGCUCGGGGCCGCGAAGAUGGAACCCUUGGGCGUGAACUUCGUGAGGAAGCCAAGCAAGACAAACAUAAAGUUUAGACGGUCGAAUCACGGUCACCAUCUUCAGUGAUCGCGAGGAAGUUCUCGGCCUUGACUCACGGAUCGCGACCGUGAAGUUAGCUCGCGAACUCCCCGAAGAUGAAGACCAAAACUGCGAUGCCUGAAGAUCGUGGGCUCGAAUGGGAAGAUCACGAUGGCGAAUUUCCCCUGCUAGGCCGUGAACUUGUCUGCCUCCUAAAUUUUAUAAAUAGGGGAAUCCUCCCCCUUUAGAAGAUGGAUUUUGGAAGAUUUCUGAUUCUAGAGAGAGAUUAGAGAGAGAAGCUGAAGGAAUGAUAAGAAGAGGAGGAGGACUUCCAUCACUUGAAGACCCCUUUCUUCAUGAUUUCUCCCCUCUUUGUAUAUCUUUUCUCCCCCACCCCCUUCAUGGGGUAAUCUGCUAAAGUACUAGAGGUUUAAAUCCCCAAACUCUAGUUUUAGGGCUCUUAUGUAGAUGAACGAAUAUAUUAGGGUUUUGAAUGAAUGUGUUUGUCUAGUUGACUUUAAUGCUUCAUCUAUCUUUAAUUGUGCUUGGGUAAGUCGUCCUAAUCUUCUCUACUAGCCUACUUGAUCUUUUACGCGGGGUAUGGAGUUUUAGAGUUAGACAGGUAUGCGCCAUCUGAAAAAUUAGAGUUAGAUGAAUGAAUAAGGUCUUGCGGUGGACAACCACAAAAACGCCUUCGUAGAUGGAACAUGUGAUGAAACUUCAGUGUGGACGGUGGGUAGUACAGAUUGAAAGGAGCUAAGUUCUUAAAGCCCCAGAUCGUGAGCCUAUACCAAGGUGAAAAUGGGAUAGGUAGGGCGUACUCGGAAGCGUGUGGAUUAUCGCGAAGGCCCACAGAAAAGAGCUCACUCAAAAUAUUCGCUUAACCCAACAUGUUUAGACAUUUUCAUGAUAGACCUGGGCUAGGGCGAGGAAGUUACCCCGAGUGCCUCUUCUGUGCGCUUAGACUUUAUAAAUUUAAAACUUGAUAGAAGCAGCGAUCACUAAUCUAACCCAUGAACAAAAUGAUGCUAUAAUGCAUCAAUACUACUCCCUUGAAUGAACUUCAUACCCUAGUUCAGGCGUCGUGUCAACCUGCAUCAAUGAAAAAGAACCUUCUCCCCGUCUUGACGACAGAAGAGAGUGAAUGUUCGUCGACAUUGUUUACUAUGUUUCCAAUUACGCUCAUCAACUUAAUCAAAUCCAACAAUACUAGCUCUCACUCCUUCCUCCUUUCCCUCAUGGAGAACACCCACCAAUCUUCUUCCUCCAUAAAAAAUUCCUCAUGCAAGCCACAUACAGGUGCACAAGAAAGGACAAUUUUCAUGCACAUUUUGACUUCGUGCCCUCCCUGCAAACUAUCUGUAAAACAGGAACUCCACUCUACUUCUACAUCCACUCCCACAUUCGGCCCAAUACUGGGGCCCACAACAUAAUUUCCCUGGCCCAGCGAUGUCAAGUUGGGCCCAGUAGUCGGUCCGGAUACUCGUAGUCACUGAAAUAGCACAACCACCAAGGACCUACCGUUGUUGUGAUUGCUUGCCAAAUAACCCCACCAGUGGCUCUACUGCACUCUGCUUCCUGGUGAUAAUCCUCUCUGGCACUCAUCUUGAUGUGUAGCAGCAACCCACACCAUGCGGGAAAAUUAUUUGGGACUGCUCAAGCAAGGGGAUCUUGAUGUGGCAUCCUACUACAACAUCUUCGUGCACUUGUGGCCCGAGCAAGACUUGCUCCUUGCUUCCCUUUGUCCGACUGCUCAAACGGCUGAAGCACAUGCUGAAUGCGCUCACUGAGGACUAAUCUCCUCAGUCGCGACAAUCUUAAGUUCGAUGGCGUUAUCGACCGUCUCAUCCAAGAGGAAACCCGGCUUCGUACCCAAGAGAAAUUGGAUGUGCGACCAGGCGCAUGGGAGACUGUUUUCAGCAUCGACUCUUCAUCUGAUUCAGCUUAUGCCGUCAAUCAUGCUCAGUUCCAGAGAUGGGCCCCCACUAGAGAACUCAAGUGCAUCUAAUGUGAUGAAAAAGGUCAUGUUCUGAAGCUUUGUCGCAAACGUAACUUUUGUGUAUAUUGCAAAAGGGCAGGACAUAUCAUUAGUGAUUUUCGUACACUAAAGAAGAAUCAAGCAGCAUGCCUCAUUCCCAUCCGCUUCGAGUAGGCUCCGGGGCGCGGGGAUCAUCUACCUCGCGACGCAGGGCUUCCAGCUGGUCAGCCGGCUUUUGCUAUGUAGCCAGUUGACUUCGCAGGCAGCUCGCUCUCCACUGCCAGCGUCGAGCAACUGGUUUCUCAGGCCUUGCAAAAUUCACUACCUAUUGCCAUCAACUCCACCUUUGCUUAUCUUCGGGCCUUAGGUAUAUCUAAACCUUGGUUGCUGGAUUCGGCUUGUUUCAAUCAUAUGUCUAGUGACUCUCAAGUGUUUGAUAUUAUCUCUCCAGUUAAUAAUCUACAUUUGCAAGUCGCUUAUGGUGCCCAUCUUUAAGUCCAUGGUGUCGGAAAUGUUAACCAGUCUAUUGUUCAGAUGACUGAUGUGUUAUAUGUUCAGAAGUUACAACCUAAUCUUGUUUCCGUUGGCCAGCUUACUAACGCGAACUGCUUUGUCUUGUUCACACCUACUGGUUGUGUUGUGCAGGAUCUGACGACGGGGAGGCUGAUAGGAAGGGGAAGUAAACAAGGGCGAACAUUUAAGUUGGAGGAGCUUACGAUUAAAUCGAGUCCUUUUGUGUCUGCUUUGUCGAGUCUCUCGCAUGUGUCUAGUGUGUCUUCAUAUCCUUGUGUGUUUUUUAGUCAAGCUACUGAACUAUGGAACCUUUGGCAUAGCCUAUUAGGACACCCAAAUUCCACUCGGUUAUUGUCCAUGUUUAAACAAAAUUUAUUGGGAAAUAAAACCAUCGUUGCUUCUCUUGUUCAAUAGUGUUCGACUUGUGUAAAGGAAAGCCUAAAAGCAUUUCGUUCCCUUCUAGUUUUACUGUUAUUUCUGAUUCAUUUCACAUAGUUCAUACUGACCUCUGGGGUCCUUCACUCGUUCUUUCCCUUCAUGGCUACAAAUACCUUGCCCUGUUUGUGAUCAUGCGACUAGAUUCACCUGGGUUUAUUUAUUGAGACUUAAGUCCGACCUGCAUGACAUUGCCAUCGAAUUUCUGACAAUGAUUAAGACUUAGUUUGGCAAGACAGUUCGCAUCCUUAGAUCCGAUCCUGGGGAUGAGUUUAGCUCGGGUCCUCUUCUGGCAUACUACCGCUCCCAUGAUAUUUUGUUUCAGAAGAAUCAGCACACUAUUGAGUUGACUCGUGCACUUCUUAUUGCUUCCCACGUCCCAUCUCGUUUCUGGCCAGAGGCUGUAGCUACGGCUGUCCGUUUAAUCAACUAUCAAAUCACUC